ACAAUCCUGGAUUUUGCUGCAAUAAUCCCUCACUUAUGAGUUGCCGCAGAGCAUUCCGAUUCUUUAUUACCACCUCGUUUAAUCAUCCGCACUCGGCGAGCAGAGCAGCUGAGGUCCAUCCAGAUCCAGCAGGGCACUCGCCACACGAGAAAGUUUCAAAGCAUCUCCCUCUCUCUCUCUCUGUCUCGAGAAGAGUCUUCCUCCUUGGGGGGAGGCAGGCAGGCAGCAAGCAAAGCCCAGCAAGCAAGCAAGGGAGCGGCCGCUUCUUGCUGCUCCUCCAGAUCUAGCCGGGGGAGGAGGAGGGGUUCGUAGGUGGAGGGCGCGCUGGGGUCCGCGUCGGAGAUGAAGGCGGCGCUGCGGAGCCGGCAGGAGCCGCGGCGGGUCAGCAACGGCGUCAUCAUCGCCGCCAUGCUCCUCUCCCUCUGCGUCCUCAGCAUCGUCAAGGCCAGAUACUGCUCCACGCCCUUCGGGAAGCCGGACGACCAGCUCAAGGAGCAGAUGAACUCCAGCAUCCGGAUGGAGACCGACGACGAGCCGGCGCCCGCCGCCACCACGGUCGGAGGUUCGGAGGAAGAUGCGGAGGAGGAUGUGGAGGACGACAGCGCCGCCCCGGUGCCCAAGGUCACCGCGGAGAGGGCGGAGAAGACAGCCGUCUCCGUCUCCGGCGCCGGCACAGGAAAAAAGGAUAAGGAUAAGGGGAGGCACAAGAAGAAGAAGCCGACCUGCUUCAUGACGAGCAAGCGCUCGGAGCGGUGCGAGGCGGCGGGGGACAUCCGGGUGGUGGGCAACGUCUCCACCAUCUACAUCGACUCGCUGGACAGGGAGUGGCGGACCAAGCCGUACGCGCGGUACCACGACCCCGUCGCCAUGACCCACGUCCGGGAGUUCGUCCUCAAACCCUUCCCGUCCGACGCGCCGCCGCCGGCCUGCACCAAGAACCACUCCGUCCCCGGGUUUGUGUUUUCCAACCGCGGCUUCUCCGGCAACCUCUACCACGACUACACGGACGUGCUGGUGCCGCUCUUCCUCAGCACGCGCAGGUUCAACGGCGAGGUGCAGUUCCUGCUCAGCGACCUCAAGCCCUGGUGGGUGGCCAAGUUCCGGCCGCUGUUCCGGCAGCUCAGCAGGUACGAGGUGGUGGACGUGAACAACGACCUGGAGGUGCACUGCGUGCCCCGCAUCGUCGUCGGCUCCGACUUCCACAAGGACAUGGGCAUCGUCCCGUCCAAGGCCGCCGGCGGCGUCUCCAUCGUCGACUUCAAGCGCACCCUCCGCGACGCCUUCGGGCUGGAGCGCGCGGCGGCCUCCCGCGGCGGCGCCACGGGCGCCGGCAAGCCGCGCCUCCUCAUCAUCUCCCGCAAGAACUCGCGCCGGUUCCUCAACGAGCGGGAGAUGGCGGCCGCCGCCGCCGCCAUGGGCUUCGACGUGCGCAUCGCGGAGCCCGACCAGCACACCGACAUGUCCACCUUCGCGCGGCUCGUCAACUCGGCGGACGUGAUGGUGGGCGUGCACGGCGCCGGGCUCACCAACAUGGUGUUCCUCCCCGCGGGGGCCGUGCUGAUCCAGGUGGUGCCGUUCGGCGGGCUGGAGUGGCUCACCGGCGUGACCUUCAAGAACCCGGCGGCGGACAUGGAGGUGACGUACAUGGACUACAACGUGCAGCUGGAGGAGAGCUCGCUGCUGGAGCAGUACCCGCGGAACCACCAGGUGCUGACGGACCCCUACGCCGUGCACAAGCAGGGGUGGGACGCGCUCAAGGCGGCCUACCUGGACAAGCAGAACGUGCGGCUGGAUCUGGACAAGUUCAGGGCCACGCUCCGGGACGCGCUCAGCCGGCUGCCGCCGGCGUCGACCCCGGCGGCCUGAGCCUGCCCACGUCCGUCCCCGGUCCGGUAGAUAUAGGUCCGUCCGUCCGUGUAUAUCUAUCUGCUCUGCUCUGCUCCGCUCCGUGCCUGCCUCGUUUUGCUUAACUUGAUUCUUGAUUUCUUCUUCUUC
Aegilops tauschii subsp. strangulata is the source of this 1995-nucleotide messenger RNA. RefSeq names its product alpha-1,3-arabinosyltransferase XAT2. Lineage: Eukaryota; Viridiplantae; Streptophyta; Magnoliopsida; Poales; Poaceae. Gene Ontology annotation, molecular function: glycosyltransferase activity. The record is from RefSeq and is a predicted model, not a curated record.